Molecule: messenger RNA, 519 nt
Organism: Trichoderma gamsii
Lineage: Eukaryota; Fungi; Ascomycota; Sordariomycetes; Hypocreales; Hypocreaceae
Exons: 2
Coding region: 1-519 (172 amino acids)
Source: RefSeq, a predicted model, not a curated record
AUGCUACAUCGUCAAAAUUCUCUUGAAACCAAUGGACAGAACGUAUCCCAAUGGCACUCGCUUCUCUUAGAGUCUGUUCAACAGCCUCGUCAUGUUUUUGAGCCCCAGCGUUUGACAUCACUGGUACCGCGCACUAUUGUGAAGUCAUACAGAGUACACCACGCUCUAUCGUCUCCGAACAUCAUUUUGAAGUUGUCAAGGCGCGACUCACCAGCUUUGCGACGACCAACACACAUAGAGCCCUUCUUGAAGAUAUACCGGCCCAGCAAAGAUAGAUUGCAACAACAAGACUACUCUACUGCCUUCAGCACCGUUCGCACAGCUCCACAACAAUCCGGAAUAAUUUCUGGCUACAACAGCGAAGACAUCCUCUCUAUGACCUCGGACAAGCCAGACGUCCCGACUCACAGGCCCACAAUGGGCAUCCUGCCACGCCUGGACGGCGAGAGGAUCCUGGAGAUGACUUCGUCAGAUGUCCUUAGUCGCGGACCUUUCCGUCUUAACCAACGGCCAGUCUAG